Molecule: messenger RNA, 405 nt
Organism: Nilaparvata lugens (brown planthopper)
Lineage: Eukaryota; Metazoa; Arthropoda; Insecta; Hemiptera; Delphacidae
Source: RefSeq, a predicted model, not a curated record
GCUUUUUGCGAUACUUACCCAACUGUCAAAUGCUACUAUGGAAUGGAAGGUGCAGAAAAUCACCAUCAACCAGAUACUUCAUUCAAUACACAUUUCAAGAACGGAGCAACUCCUUUGGCUUUCUUCAAAAAUGGUCAACAGGUAACCGUCAUUGGACAUACUGUAACGGGCAUUAAAUUCAGUGACUAUAAGGCAGCAUUCGAAGCCGUGAAGUAAUGUUUCACAUGUGCUACAAAGUUUCAUUGGAAACAAAUAUUAUUAUUGAAAAAUCCAAUGUGGGAGCUGUUUGUUUGUUUGUGAUGCUAUAUUCAUUCUGGAAUCUCUCUUCCAUGAAUCCAGAGUAGAGUUGUCUUUUACCUCUUGUGUUUAAUCAUCAAUAAAAUUAUAAAUUAUUAUUCUAUAAAU